Messenger RNA from Microdochium trichocladiopsis, 561 nucleotides. RefSeq lists its product as uncharacterized. Bases 1 to 561 code for a protein of 186 amino acids. Lineage: Eukaryota; Fungi; Ascomycota; Sordariomycetes; Xylariales; Microdochiaceae. The record is from RefSeq and is a predicted model, not a curated record. The transcript has a single exon.
AUGCGCCUCUCGAGUCCUCUAAUCCUCGUGCUACCUCUGCACCUCCUCGGCUCUGGGGCUUUGCCCGUAGGAUCUGGACUGGAAUUUCUAUCGAGGGCCGAUGGAGCAGAGCUCCCGGCGCUACGUGCGGUGUCGCCAGUCCUCGCAGACAAAUACAUUCCGGUCAUCAAAAGAGAUGGAGAAGAUGCACUCCAGCUCGAGGGCCGACCUGUGGUCAAGCGAGGUGUGAGGAUGGCCCAGCUCGAGGGCCGACCUGUGGUCAAGCGAGGUGAAGCGACACCGCAGCUUGAGGGCCGACCUGUGGUCAAGCGAGGUGAAGCGACACCGCAGCUUGAGGGCCGACCUGUGGUCAAGCGAGGUGAAGCGACACCGCAGCUUGAGGGCCGACCUGUGGUCAAGCGAGGUGAAGCGAUGCCCCAGCUCGAGGGCCGACCUGUGGUCAAGAGAGCUGAAGCGACACCGCAGCUCGAGGGCCGUUCGAUGAAUAAGCGCAACCCAGAACCAUCAAUCCAGCAUGUGCACCAGAUCAUACCGCCUGGAGAAAUCGCCGGAGAUUAUUAA